UUUCUGUGGGGGCGAGAACCGGCGGGAGGCGCACGAGCGUGUGCUGGCUUAGAAGCCUCGGCUGCGGCCAAGUGAACAGGGGGAGGAACGGGGGAGAGGAGGGCGAGGAGAGAGGGCGGGCGCGCGGGCGGCUGCCGUUGAGGCCUGGGGUGCCGUCGUCAUCCAGCGGAACCGAACAGACAGAGGGAGGCGCUGCGGCCGCUUGGGUUCGCGCUUCUGCUGCUGCUCCUGCCGCCGCUGCCUCCGCAGCGCCGGGACAGAGCCCUCACCCCACCCCUGGGUAGGGCGGCGGGGCAGCGCGAAGAGCUCCGGGGGAUCCCGUUAUCAUGUCGCUGAGACAGCGCCUAACCGCGCUGCUGGUCUGCCUGCGGGACCCGCAGAAAGUGGCCAGCUUCCAGCGGCUGUGCGGGGUGGAAGAGCCGCGACCGGCCGGGGCUGAAGCUCUGCCGGGGGGGGAGCCCUGCACGGCCCCGGAGGCGGGGGGUGGCCGCAAUCCGGACCGGCCGGCCAUCUCGGAGGGCGGCGGAGGCAAGCCCCGAAGCUGCGGCGCCAGGAACGGCGUGAGGAACGGACUGCCGGAGGCCGGCGGCGACCCGGUCACGACCACGGCCGGGGAGCACGAGAGCAAGGCGACCCUUCGGAAUAGAGUGCAGGGUCUGCGGCGCAACUCCCUCACCGGGGAGGAAGGGGAAGUGUACGGAGUGCGGAACUGGCUUCUUUUCUACUUGUUCUGCUUUGGCACCGAGCUGGGCAACGAGCUCUUCUACAUCACCUUCUUCCCCUUCUGGAUCUGGAACCUGGAUGCCUUGGUGGGCCGGAGGCUCGUGAUCAUGUGGGUCCUGGUCAUGUACCUGGGCCAGUGUGCCAAAGACGUCAUCCGAUGGCCCCGGCCCGCCUCGCCGCCGGUGAUCAAGUUAGAGGUUUUCUAUAACUCAGAAUACAGCAUGCCCUCCACUCAUGCCAUGUCUGGCACAGCCAUACCCCUCUCCCUUGUCCUCCUCACCUACGGCCGCUGGCAGUAUCCUCUUAUAUAUGGACUGGUUUUUGCUACCUGCUGGUGUUCUCUGGUUUGUCUGAGUAGGAUUUACUUGGGAAUGCACUCCAUUCUGGACAUUAUUGCUGGAUUCCUGUAUGCAAUUUUUAUCUUAGCUGUCUUCUAUCCAUAUGUGGAGCUGAUUGAUAACUUCAACCAAACUUACAAAUAUUCUCCGCUAAUUAUCAUCAGUUUACAUUUAGCCUUGGGGAUCUUUUCCUUCACCCUUGACACUUGGAGUACAUCACGAGGAGAUACAGCUCAGAUCCUGGGCAGUGGUGCAGGAAUUGCAUGUGGAUCUCAUGCUGCUUACUGCAUUGGUCUAAUGUCAGAUCCUCCUCUUGAUACAUUGCCAUUAACUGUUCCCUUCAUCACUGUGACUCGUUUUGGAAAAGUCAUAUUGAGGAUUCUAAUAGGAAUGGUAUUUUUGCUACUAAUUAGAAUUGUAAUGAAAAAGAUCACCAUCCCAUUGGCUUGUAAAAUAUUUGGUAUAAAAAGUGAUGAUAUUCGAAAAGCAAGACAGUGCAUGGAAAUUGAACUUACUUAUCGUUAUAUAACCUAUGGAAUGGUUGGCUUCUCUAUCACAUUUCUGGUUCCUUGCUUAUUUUUCUUUAUUGGCCUUUCCUGAUGGCCUGUCAUUUAUGAGAAAGGCAGUAUGUGAGAAUAAUUCUGAGGCAAAAGUCAGUUAAUGCUUUUGCAGGAAUUUUACUUAAAUAAGUAUUUAAGUGAACAUAAAGCAGAGAGAGUGCUUUUUACCACUGCAUCUGGAUAUUGUUUUGGAGAAUGCCGAGAAGUUUCAACAUCGAGAACGUUAUGGACAUCCCUUAAGUAUGAUGUUUUGGGGUAUUUUAUACAUUUGGGUUGUAGAUCUACAUAUAAUAUAUUUUAAGGUAUGUAAUUAUAUAUUUAUGUACCUAAUAUAUUAUAUAUGAGUCUAAAUAAACAAUGGGGCUGUAUAAAUAAACAAAUAAUAUUCCUUCAGUUAUGCCUUUGUAUUUGGAUUUAAUCCAGGUACGUUGUGAUAGCCUGGCAAAAAAAAAUUUUUUUCUUUAUCUAGAAUGUGAGCCAUUUCUUAAUUUAAUUACAAGGUUAAUGAAAACAAAAUUAGUAUGCAAACCAUUUAUCUGUUUAUUGCCUCCUCUUAUCACCUUUCAUGGUAAACUUGUUGAUCUACAUUUAAUGGACCAAAUUUGAAGUAAAAUUAACUUUUGCAUUCAAAAUUUUUUGGUUUUAAAAACUUUUUUGUUUUUUCUUUUAGUUCUGUGUACAGUUUAAAGUAUUUUGGUUUGCAUUCAUUCUAGAUUUCUCUAUAAUGAUUCAGGUACUGUAUUUUACUGCUUAUUAAUUGUGCCUUUCUGUUGCUGAAUUAAGAAAUGCCAUGUAUACUGUGAUAUAAAAAUAGGACUGAUAACUCUAUCUUCAAUGACAUAAUUAGGGGAAUUUUUUUUUUAACUUAUGUUGAGAAAAUUCUGAGGAGUUUAGAAGUAAACUAUACAUGGUAGCUUAUAUGUUGAUAAAUAAAAUGAACUAAACUUUCUCAGUGACUAUAACAGCUAAUGGAUUAUGUAGUCUAUAGGAUUUUUUGGUUAUUGCUUUAUAAAUUACAGGAAGGAGAUUUUUUUUUUGCACAUUGUCUUGACUGUAUUGCAGGUUAGUAUUUCUAGCAGAGAGAAAUGUAAUUGAAAUCUAGGCAGUGGAACAUUAACUCAGCUUCAUUUAUAAUAUUCUUCUUAAAUUAUUUCCCCAAGGCCUGUGGUUGAUAGUGUUAAUAUUUCUGGCUUAAUCCAUUUAUUGAUAACUUAAGACAGAAUAAAUAAUUUAAAAGAGAGUAGUUACUACUAUCUCCAGAUCCUAUAAUUUUUCAAUUUUAUUUCUUUAUAAAACUUGGAAGCAGUAUUAGGCUGUCAUUUAUUCCGUUUACUUUUUUAUACUUGAGGUUUAAUUUCCUUUGAAAUUAAGUUAACAUUCAUUUCCUACAACUAAAUUUCAUAUAUGAGGAAAUCACUAUGUAAACAUCAGGAUAACUUAUUGGUGAUUUUAAUGCAAUAUCUAUACUGUGUACCCAGGAGUAGCCUUAAAAGUAUUUUUGUUUUGAUAAAUAAUAGCUACUGCAGCUCACAGUUGAUUGAGACCUUGGGUGGCAACUGGUCUAAAUUUAAUCUGUUAAUUACAAUUCAACCAUUAAAAUUUAUAGGAACUGAUUGAUAUCUAUUCUUUUAAAGAUGAGAAAGUAGCUUUUCCAAAUUGGAGUUCAGAAUAUCUUCCAUGAGUCGAUUCUGUACUAUGCUGUGCAUUUAUAUUGAGUUUAAAACAAUAUUAGUUUGCACAUAUUCAUUGUGUUUUAUUUUUUCUAUGCUAAAUAUAUCUAAAAAUAAAAACCAAAUUUAAGAUUUUCUUCCAUUUACAGAUUUUUUUUUCUGCACUAUUUGGUAAGCAUCUUUGUUUGAUUUUAGUUCUAGACCUAUCAGAGCCCUUUGGUGAUUUAGUGCAACUUCUCUUAUUGAUUAGGACUCCUAACUUAAUUAAUUAGCAUUUGUGUGGUACCUGCUAUAGGCCAGGCCUUGUGCUACUCACUAGAGGAUCUGACUGAGCCCUGUAAGGGUGAAUGGACUUGUCUCAGGUCACAGAGGUAGUAACCAUAAUUUUUGAUGGAAAGUAAAGCACUUCCUUAGCAAUCUAAUGAGUCUUCCUUUUAUUCUUUUAUAAUAGUCUUGGAUUGUAAUGAAGUGUAUUGUACCCUUUUUAAAAAAAUUAUUAGCCAUAUCUAUAGCUAAUUGUUAGUGGAAUAAAAAUUAUGGAUUUAUUUCCAAGAUUGUGAUUUUUAGUAUUUGUAGUUGAUAUCAUUAGCAUUCUGCGAUUAAUCAACAUGUUGAGAAAAGAUAACUUUUCCAAAUAGAAUAAAGCAAUAAUGAGAUGGAUUUUUAAAGGAGUUAGAAAAAUGUUAGUUCCAGAUAUCACUGAAAAAUGAUAUCUCAGUGCAAAGUAGGCUUUUAAGAUAUACAAAGCACUUUCCUCAUAAUAACCUUGGGAAAGUAGAUAGUAUUUUAAAAUUAUAUUAUCUCCAUUUACUAAUGAAAAGAUAAGCUCAAAAAGGCUGUGAUUCAUUCAAGUGUACCCUAUUUAAAAAGUGGCAAAGCUGGGAUUCAAACUCAUAUCUUAAGUGGUUUUUUUUUUUUUUUUUGAGAAAUGCAGAAAACUCAUAUUAAGAUCUUAUGUAAAUUAUUAAUCUUAGCUAUUUAAUAACAAGUGAAAUUAUACCAUCUUUCAAACUAUAAAAGAUAACAUGUAUCUUAAGGACAAUAUAAUAUACAUCCAGUGAUCUGUACAAAAUUAAAAUGAAAAUCUUCCAACAAAAAUAUUUGACAAAUGGUAAACCUAAUUCAAACACAAAUGACCAUCAUAAAUUACCUGGUACAUGUGGUGUAUAAUUAAUGCUCAUCACUAAAAAUUCUUUUGAGGUUUUUAUUCAAAGCCUUUUUUCAUGUUAAUAUUAAACAUAUGCAAAAAUAUUUUAGUCAGCUUAUACCAAAAAUGUCUUAAACAUAGCUUUAAAGGUGAAAUAGUACUUUUGAUUUUCUUGCUGAUAAAAGAUUUUUUAAAAGCAUGAUUAGAAGACAUUUUAAGAAAAAUUAAACUUGUGAGGGAAUCUGAAAGAUUUCCAGGUUGCUAAGCUGUGGGCAGUUUGUCAAGUUUUAUAAAUUAUUGCAAUUCCAUUCAGAGUAAAUAGAUUGUUUUUAAUUUUUAAAUUGAAGUGAGUUUUUAACACCCAAUUUUGAGUGAUUACAUAAAAUGUAAAUUAUUUAGCACAAUAAAAAGAAAAGGUUUUAAUACACUAUUUUAAGAGCCACUUUUGGAUAGAACCCUGUAUAGAAAACCCUCUGAGGUUUCAAAUAACCUCAAAUAACAGUUCUUUUCCCAUUCAGUAUAAUCAGACUUUCUUAAAUAAAUGAAUAAAUGAACUUUGGACACUUUUACAUUCAGUAGACUCUUAUUAUACAUUGUGUUGUUAUAAUACUUUUUAUAACAUUCUAAAAAUAUUUUUUUUAAAAACAUGGAACUACAGACUAGAAUUGCUUGGCUGCUCUUUCCUUUUUUCUCCCUCUUCAAAAUUACCUGCAUAGAGCUCCUGCAUAUUAAGAAAUACCUAUUUGAAUGUUCUUCUCCUGGUUAUUUGAGACAGGUCUGCUAUUAGAGAGAUGUUCACUUUUUACUUUUUUCUCCUAAUAAGCCCUAGGACCAGCUUUCUCACCACCAGUAUCUAUACGUUUCUUCCAUAGGGAUCAAACAGGAAGUAGCUAAAAGGUACAGAAAGACAGACGCUUAAUUUUGCUUUUCUAACUACCACAAUUUUUUUUUUUGAUCCACUUGUGAAUUUUCUUGCUGGAAAGUUAUUUUUUCUAAAAGUUUCCUAUUAAGUAGGCUAGAAGCUUUGUGCUUUUUCCUAGAUUUUCUUAAGGGGCUUCAGCUGUUUUCUCUUGCAAAAUUCUAUUCAGCACUAUCUUCUCAGGAAUUUCUAGAACAUACCCUCUGGGAAUUUGUAAGAGAAUUCCAUAAUUAUUUUUUCCAGCCACUUUUCUCAUGGGAAUAAGAUCUCCCUACCCCCCAAAUGGAUUCUGAUAACUAGUUUCAUAUUGUCUGUAAUCUCAUUAUGAUUCUUCAAAAAUUUCACACACGCAGCCUAAACUUUUCAGAAAUUUCUGUAAUCCAUAUAAGGUAAUUCAUUGCAUAUAUUUAGUUUAUUAUCAAAUUAAGAAGGAAAUUCAAGAUAAUUAGCCAACCAAAGUGUUUUGGUUUUCUCUAGUAUGUUUAUAAUACUCUUAAUAUUUUUCUGUUGAGGAACUGAGCAGUUUUACUAUACUAGGGAGGUUUAAAAAAAAAAAAAAACAUAACUAACCACAGCAGUAUUUAUUUUCAGAUUUGAGUUUUCUUUAUUCUUUAGUCUAAAUAGUUAACUUGUGAUUUUCAAUUUGUAAACAAAAUUUAAAAUUCUGUAUCUAUAAGAUUUUUGUUACUUUGGAUAUGUAAAUAUUUAAGGGCUGACAAUAAUUCAGGUACUUAAAAAUAAAUUUUGCAUGUAGUAAGUAUAGUACAUCUAUUGUCCAAAAUGUGGUUUGUGUCCAAAUCAGUUUUAAGAUAUUGCUUAUUUCCUACAAUGUUUAAAUGAGAUUUAUAAAAGAAAAAUACAUUCAAUUCAUACGGGAAUACAAGCUGUAUAACUUCCAAUAACAUAAGUCUUCUAAAUCCCUUUGUUGAAUUGAACUGAAAAUAAAAUCUUGUGGGAUUGACCAGUAUGCAAUAAACUAGCUACUUAAUGUAAAUUUAAAA
Molecule: messenger RNA, 6358 nt
Organism: Antechinus flavipes (yellow-footed antechinus)
Lineage: Eukaryota; Metazoa; Chordata; Mammalia; Dasyuromorphia; Dasyuridae
Gene: SGPP1
Product: sphingosine-1-phosphate phosphatase 1
Exons: 3
Coding region: 327-1661 (444 amino acids)
Biological process (GO): sphingosine metabolic process; phospholipid dephosphorylation
Cellular component (GO): endoplasmic reticulum membrane
Molecular function (GO): sphingosine-1-phosphate phosphatase activity
Source: RefSeq, a predicted model, not a curated record